Melanaphis sacchari is the source of this 733-nucleotide messenger RNA. RefSeq names its product gonadal protein gdl (gene gdl). The record is from RefSeq and is a predicted model, not a curated record. The transcript has 4 exons. Lineage: Eukaryota; Metazoa; Arthropoda; Insecta; Hemiptera; Aphididae. The coding region runs from base 157 to 687 and encodes 176 amino acids.
AAAAUAAAUAAAAUAAUAAACAUCGUCGUCUGCGUCCUGCGACGAUGGCCGUCGAAUCGCUCGAACGUUCGCGUUGAACUGUCGGAAUUCGGAUCGGACAAUAAUAUUAUUCAUUGCCAGCCGUUUCCGACGGAAACUCGGCCGGUGGCCUCUGCCAUGACGACGUCGGACAACCAAAAUGAGACCCAGUCCAGGCUCUAUUUCCUCAACGAACAGUUACAGAAAAUGGUCAAAGAGUUACCCAGGAAGUACCAGCAGCGCAUACCUAACGAACUCCUGUGCGAACUCACCGAAUGUCUGUUGGACAAGACGCUGUAUUCGAUCGUCAAGGAGCUGACUGACAUUCAGCACGUGACCGAGAAACAAAUGUUUCAAAAACGCUUAGAAAUGAUCAACAAACAUUCGGUCGGCAUACAAAAACUGUUGAAGUCAGAUCUGGCUGAACCGGGCAAGACCGAGACGAGGCUGAGACUUCAAGCUGAGCACAGAAAGAACUUGCGAGAAUUCGAUAAGAAGAUAGUGACAGAACUCGACGAAAAGCGACGAGAACAACAGAAUACAUUACACAUGGCUGGUGUACCAGGAUUCGAUAUCACAGAUGAUGCUAGCCGCAUUCAAGUACAAAUACGUUUAUGUGAUUUCAUCAUUAGAUUAAGCCUAAUUGAUAAAAAACCAGACGAAGUUUAAAAAAAAAAGAACAAUAUUGUACAGAAAAAUUGUAAUUAAACGAAAA